AUUUAUUCAGGCGUCUCCCUUUCGCGCAUAUCUCGCUCCUCGCAUUCUCCACGCUCUUGCCUCUACUCGCCUCAAAAAGGCUAAAAAUGACGCCUGCACUGAAGCCUAUGCGAAACACUUAAACCCUUUAAAGAAUGACUAGCUAUAGUUGAAAGUUUUUCGUGAUGUGACCUAAGAACGGUUGUAAGAAAGCUCCAUCUCGCAUUCCUCAUAAAGUGCACCAGUGUCACGAUAUCAUAUUUCCGCUUUCGUGAUUUGUGAGCAGGCUCUCGCGCUGAAGCACGAGAGGUGAGGACCGCGAAAUUCCAGCCGGCGAGCGAGGCGAGCGUGCGAGAAGUCUGUGAGGGAUCAGGUCGUAGAACUUCUCGCUCACUUGCUCGCUUGCUGGCUCAAAACACGUCAGCCUCGCCUCUACUAUCGCCGUAGUAACAAGAUCCUUCUCGCAGUUUCGUAGGAUUUCGUUAUUCGUCGUGAAGCAUGCGCAGAUGAGGAUUGAAAGAGGAAAAAUCGCUCACUACCUAACAAGCUGAUAUCUGCUCUGAUCUUCGUCAUUUAGUACUGCAAAAAUGGCUAAAAUGGUGUUGUUGGCUUCUCCCACAAUAAUUCCUGUAUUGAUGUCGCUGUUCUUACAGGUUAAUUCAUAUGGUGAUAUAGUCAAGAAUCACACCAAGGGUUAUUGUGUGUGGUACGAUCAAUGCACAACUGGGUACAAGCCGAAGAAUUGCCUUUACAAUGGACCGGCCAAGAAUUUAACCAAUCCAAAGGGUGUGCAGAUAUUGAACAAUUUAUGCCCAGAAUUGAGGGAUCAACCAACUUGUUGUUCAACCAAACAACUGCAAUCGUUGGAUAACAAUUUGCAAACGUUAAUUCAACUAACCGGUCGUUGUCCCGCCUGUUGGAACAACAUGAGAAGGCUGUAUUGUCAGCUUACCUGCAGUCAGGAUCAGUCGCUUUUCCUGGAUCCAACUGUGGUGUACCCAUUUACACCAUCGCCUUCUAUUAAACAAUAUAUCUUGGAAGUUCAAUAUUUUGUUUCACCUCAAUUCAAACAGGGUCUGUUCGACUCCUGCAAAGAUGUUAUUUUUCCUGGAAGCAGCGAGAAGGUUUUGAGUCUCCUUUGUGGUACUUCCGCCGACCGGUGUACUCCUGAUAAACUUCUCAGGUUCAUGGGAAACACAGAGAAUAUAUUCACUUCUUGCACCAUCCAAUAUCCAGACCACCUGAUUCCGAAUCUUUCAUGGAUGAACCAAACUGUUUUUAAGUGUAACAAGCCAUUUAUAGAUCCCCAAACCAACAGGACAGCAAGCGUUUGCAGCUGCCAGGACUGUGCUGCAAGUUGUCCAGUGCGAAAAGAACGACUGACCAUCAAAUCCACUCACCCUUCACCUGCAGGAUACCAUCGAUACGCAGAUGAUAAGUGGAUUCCAUUUGGUCCAAUCUUUCACUUGGAGCUGUUAAAUCAGGCCUUGGAGCUUCAAACUGCGAUCUCCACUAUGAAGGUGCUAUUUGAGAACUCAACCAUUACCUUAGAGGAUAUUUGUCAAAAUUCGACAGAUCGCCUGCCAUUUGCUCCACCAGUGACCGAGCGAUGUGAAAUCCAAAGUGUUUUCCAAUAUUUCCAGAACAACAAGACGAGGUUAAAUAAAUGCCUCACCAGCAUGGGUUGGAAUUGCAGCUAUGGACACAAAUUCGAUUUCAAAUUCGCUGACUUCCAUGAUCACCUGUUAUUUUGCAUGAGGUAAGGAAGACAUUAUGAUCCUGCUGUUGACCGCGGUCAAUUUUUCAACAAACGCUUGACAAACAAACAAACAAAAGACAAACGGAAAAUGAAAACAAAAGAAAAGUAGCACAGUCUUCGAAUUUAGGUUCCCAGUGGUACGCUA
Messenger RNA from Pocillopora damicornis (cauliflower coral), 1883 nucleotides. Its product is annotated as NPC intracellular cholesterol transporter 1. The record is from RefSeq and is a predicted model, not a curated record. Gene Ontology annotation, cellular component: membrane. NCBI's taxonomy places the organism in Eukaryota, Metazoa, Cnidaria, Anthozoa, Scleractinia, Pocilloporidae. Gene Ontology annotation, molecular function: sterol binding. Gene Ontology annotation, biological process: sterol transport.